Molecule: messenger RNA, 1584 nt
Organism: Mesorhabditis spiculigera
Lineage: Eukaryota; Metazoa; Nematoda; Chromadorea; Rhabditida; Rhabditidae
Source: the annotation of a GenBank genome assembly
AUGUUGCUGGCUACAGAUCCGGUACGCAAGGAUCCGCUAGACAACUCGGGCACCUCGGAGGGCCACCCGUUGCGGUUCAAGGCACUGCAGCUCACUCGGCUGCAAGCUGCCAUACAGGAGCAAGAGAACCAGUUGAGAGUCUUCUUCCAACACGGCUCGAUAUGGAAAGGGAUAACAGCUUCGGACCGACUAGCGCUCGACCUCUACAAGCUCUGCAUGCACCAAUACAAAGACGGCACAGGGCCCGUCCUGGAGUGGUUGAAGAAGUGGGGCAGCGGACAGCCCCCGUUUAGCGGCCCAGAAGCGAAGUGGAAGGACUGGAAAGCCCUGCUGUUCAACCGCGGACUACAGGGUCCUGCACUGCUUUUCGACAUGAGCUACCACAUCUCCGGGCUGCCGCGCUCGCUUCAAUAUCCCGCCAACGAUCGCGAAAUUCUGGGGUUCAACAUCACGCUAACCAAGCGCUGGUCCGACAUCCCGAAGCUCGAGGAACUGUUUGAUCAGAUCAGCAGCGGUAGCGUUGGCAAGGAGAUGGGCGUCGAUGCGUUUAAGGCGGGAAGUGUCAAGGCGCAGCUCGAUUUCGUCGGCUACCACGAGCUUUUGAAGCUGAAGGUGGCCAGCGGUGCAAAAAUUUGGUUCCCAGAGGGAGACAUAGAAAAGUUCAACCAGCUCGUCGCAAAAACACCAGCCAUCGCGGAGUACCUGGUCUUUCUCGCGUUGGUGAUGGACUUGGAAGGAAGCAUGUUUCAGGAGCCUCCCUACAAACAGGCAUAUGGACAAUGUCACGAUUUUGUCGCGAAUCGCCUCAGCCUGUGGACCACCAGCUUCUUCCAGCGACACGUGCUUCAGAAAGACGGUUUCGCAGGGGAAAAGCAAAUCUUCGAGCAUGUCCGUAAAGCCUUCAAGGAGCUCGUUGAUGAGCAGGAGAAAUAUUCCGGAACGUUCACGAAAGAAAUUCUCCUAAAGAAGCUCGACAAGAUCAAGAUCUUCUUCGGCGCUUACGACCCGUGGGCUGAGGACCGGCUGAUGACACAUUAUAAGAAGCGCCUCCCCAACGACGCGAAGACGUUCUUCGAAUGGAAAACACGGUUUUACGAGGAUAUCAAGGAUAAGGAUCUACCGGCCGAUCGUCUCAUCCCUCUCGAGUCGCAGGAUACAACACAUAACAACGAAUUUGGGUUGGUGCUGACUCUCCCCAAGAUGGCCCUCCACGACCCGAGCCUCCCACUCGAGCACCUCGCCGGCUCGUUGGGUUGGAAAUUGGCCGAUGGAUUCUACGAGACAUUCAAAAGUGUCAUCGGCGACUUCACUCUACCCGGCGAGCUGGACCCGGUGGCUCGGAUUGUUUAUCGUGCCUAUGUGAACGCGCGGAACGUGUCGCAGAGCCCGACGCUGCCCCUGCCAGGGCUAUAUGGGCACAACCUGGAUCAGCUUCUAUUUCUCAACGCCGUUCAGCCAUAUUGCGCUAGCUACAGUGAUGAGGGCAGGAAGAAAGCAGCCGAAAGAAAUACCCAGCUUUACGACGACUAUUUCAACAAGGCCUUGAAAUUCUUUGAGCCCUUCCAGACGGCCUACAAGUGCCAG